CGCGGGUGAGUGAGAUAUGGUCAUCUAGAAACAGCUGGUGAAAGAAAAAUUAUGUUCAUGACGGGUUCGAGUAGAACCCUAACAAGAUUGCAGAAGAGAGAUUGUAAUUUCAGCUGUUGAAUUUGGUUAUUCCAUAUUGAACUCAAUCUUCUCGAGCUCUGUAUCUUUGGUAAAUCGGCAGUUCGGCCACCGGAGAAGACGAUGGAUUCCGAUGAGGAGGAUUUCGUUUUCUAUGGAACUCCCGUAGAGCGGGAGGAAGGCAUCGCCAGCCGCAAGAAGAAGGCCAUUGCUGAGUCCUCUGGAAACCUGCGAUCGCUCCCCUCCUGGAAGCAAGAGGUCAGGGAUGAAGAAGGACGGAGGAGAUUCCAUGGAGCUUUUACGGGAGGCUUCUCUGCUGGAUAUUAUAACACAGCGGGUUCAAAGGAGGGCUGGACUCCACAGUCAUUUACAUCAUCCAGGAAGAAUCGUGCCGAAGUCAAACAGCAGAACAUUUUAAACUUUCUGGAUGAAGAUGAAAAAGCCGAAUUAGAGGGUCGUUCUUUGGCAGCAUCAUCCCAGUUUGAUACCUUCGGAUUUACAGCUGCAGAAUUAGCUCGGAAACAGGCGGAGAAGGAACAACAAAGCAGUAGGCCAUCAGCUAUUCCUGGACCAGUUCCUGAUGAAAUUGUACUUCCAGCUACAGAUUCAGUUGGUAUGAAUUUGCUGAAGAAGAUGGGAUGGAGGUACGGACAUUCCUUAAAAGACUCACAUAGUAGUUCACUGUAUGAGGCUCGUCGAGAAGCUAGAAAGGCCUUCCUAGCAUUUACAUCUGAUGAAGCAAAACCAGAGCUCAGUACAUCUGAACCUACUGAGGAUGGCCUUGAAAAUCUGCUGGAGCAGCCCUCAGAGAGCGAAACUAAGCCUUCUAAAAGCACACCUGUUUAUGUGCUUGAUCCGAAACAAGAUUUGCAUGGUUUGGGCUAUGAUCCUUACAAGGAUGCACCGGAGUUCAGGGAAAAGAAACGGCAACAUACUUCUGGAGGAAGAGAACAUGGGCAGAGAAGACCUUUCUCAUCAAGAGAUAACCUCUUUGGUUUCAAGUCGAAAAAUAUGGCUCCUGGUUUUGGAAUUGGAGCCCUUGAAGAACUUGAUGCUGAAGAUGAGGAUGUCUAUGGCUCUGGUUAUGAUUUUGAGGAAACUUUGAUUGAAGAAGCCGAAGAACCUUCUAAAGUUGGCAUUGAGGUGCAGGACAGCAGGCCAAGGUUGACGGGAAAGGAACAUGGAAUUCUCCCUGGGUUUAGACUUGCUUCAAAUUCUGACUAUCAGUUGGAAAGGUUUGAUCCUCCUGUGAUUCCAAAGGACUUUGAACCCCGACAUAAAUUUCCUGGACCUCUUGAAAGCAACAGCAGACUUUCUGACCCUCCUCCCUUGGAAGUUCCUCCUCCUGAGGACAGUAAUUUAAAAGUCUUGAUAGAGGGGGUUGCAACUUUAGUGGCUCGAUGUGGAAAGUUAUUUGAGGAUCUCUCCAGAGAAAAGAAUCAGUCAAAUCAAUUAUAUAGUUUUCUUAUUGGCGGAAAUUUUCAUGAUUACUAUGUGAGAAAAUUAUGGGAAGAACGGCAGAAGAGUAAUCAGACGAAGCUAUCGCUAGAGGGAAAGGAAUCUUCUGUCCCACGUAUGACAGCAGAGAGUCGAGGAAGAAUCUUAGGGGAAAGGCCUCUUGAAAGAAGCAUGGUCACUCCAACCUCAACUGAUGCUCCUGCAGACGUGAAGUUCCCUACCAAUCUUGUAGAUACAUUUACUAAAUCAGAAGUUUUUAGUGAGCUGCUUGAAGUUUCAAAACCAUUUAAAGACAAUCCUGCAAAACAAGAGAGGUUCGAGCAGUUCCUCAAGGAAAAAUAUCGAGGUGGCCUCCGUUCCACAGAUUCAGGCGGAGCUAGUUAUAUGUCAGAGAGUGCUCGUGCCCGUGAAAGAUUGGAUUUUGAGGCUGCAGCCGAGGCAAUAGAGAAAGCACGGUUGGCCAAGGAAAGUACUCCUUUCUCUCAGCGCUUUACAGAGUUUUCAGCUGGUGGGAUGCAGUUUACUUCUGCAGGAGUUGAGGAAGUUAAACCUAUCCAAACUGAAGAGUUAACGAAAAAAAUUGUCCCUAAGAGGGAAGAGUUUCAAUGGCGUCCUUCUCCUAUCUUAUGCAAGCGCUUUGAUCUCAUUGAUCCUUACAUGGGGAAGCCACCGCCAGCUCCACGAAUUCGGAGCAAGCUGGAUUCCCUCUUUUUUGUGCCUGAUUCUUUCAAAGCAUCUGGAACUGAAGAAAAGGUUACUUCCAGAAGAGAUGCUUCGACAGUACCCCAAUCUGAUAACCAAGAAAGCAAAAAUGUAGUUGAAGAGGAGCCAGAAGUUCAUGUGGAAAUUGAAAAUGUUGAGAGGCCGGUUGACCUGUAUAAGGCAAUUUUCUAUGAUGACUCGGAAGAUGAAGGGGAAAUUUCUGUGGCAAAUACACUGGAAAACCCAGAGAAGAAGGUUGAGGCUGCAAAUGCGACACUGAACCGUUUGAUAGCUGGCGAUUUUCUGGAAUCAUUGGGCAAGGAACUUGGUCUGGAGGUUCCACCUGAGCUACCUCCCGCAACAAAGCAAGCCAAGAAUGCAUCCCAGAAGGAAGUUGGCCACGACAAUAAGAACAACUUUAGUGAUCCCAAACUCACCCAGGAAGGUGUGCUGUUAGAGAUCAAAGAACCUGUUCACACCCUGGCCAGAGGCGGUGAGAAACCGGCAAGUAAUGACUCACCUGAGAAGAGAUCUGGAGAUCUUAAUAUGAAUUUGGUGCCUCCAAACGAGAACACAGUGAGAAAUUCAUCUAAUCGGCAUGAAGAGAAACUGGAUAGCUCAUCUUCGGAAGACGAGAGGAGUAGAAGAGGUUCCAGACGACACCACUAUAGUAGUGAAUCAGACAGUGAUUCAUCUAGGGAACGUCACUAUUCAAGCUCAAAGAGAAGGAAGAGGGGGUCCUCUAGAGAGAGGGAAAAGCGGAGCAGCAGAAGGAAACACUCGAAGCGUAGGAAACAUCGGGACAAAGAUUCUCCUGAGAGAUCGCAAUAUAGAAGUGAGAGGGAACGGGGAGAAAGCAAGAGGGACAACCGAAGAUGAAAAGGUCUGGAAUUUGAAAUGGACUUAUAUCAGAUCCAAAUAUUCAUUGAGAAGGCUGUAAAUGGCUCUGUUCCUAAAUUUUCUCUGGGGCUGUCGGAGCAGUAUGUGUGGCCGGUAAAGCUGAUGAUUCGAGGUUCUUCCUGUAGUGUCCCCUAUAUAUGCUUUUCGGGAUAGUUCUGUGCUCACUCAAGUAUAGAUACUUUUCCGUUCUGCUUCAGUGAUCAGCUCUCGUGGAGUUUUCAGGAAAUCGUGAGAUAUCUCGAUGUAGAAGAUUUACUUGUUAGAAAAGGUAUUGGCAAAACAAAGAUAUAGGCAAAGAACAGUGAUAUGCAUGUGUUAUCGGCUUUUCGGUACUUUGGUUGGUGCAACCUCUUUGUUGGCUCGAUGAGGGUUGAGAAAUCUAUCCUUGCUAUUCAUGCUUCGAUUUCAACUGAA
This is a messenger RNA of Punica granatum (pomegranate), 3552 nucleotides long. The record is from RefSeq and is a predicted model, not a curated record. Lineage: Eukaryota; Viridiplantae; Streptophyta; Magnoliopsida; Myrtales; Lythraceae.